UCCGACCACACUUGGAUACCAAACUACCGCAGUUUCGUCCACCCAGCGAACUAAAAAAAUUUUCAUUGGGCUUUUGUCUUUUCCUUCAAAAAUCUCCGACCAAUCCUGAAAACGCCACUUAAAAUCUUUCAAAGUUUCGGUUUUCUUUUCCACAUUUACUUUUUUCAGGCGCAAAAUUAGAGGGCAGGGAAAGUUUCAGACAUGAGUGAGUUUGGUUGUUACAGUUGUGUGUUACUGGUAGUGGUGUUGGGGUUAAGCGCGGGAAGUUGUUACGGUUUCGGUACUUUCGGGUUCGAUGUCCAUCAUAGGUAUUCGGAUCCGGUUAAGGGAAUCCUGCCCGUUGAUGAGUUACCGGUGAAGGGAAGUCCGGAGUAUUACAGUGCUAUGGUUCACCGUGAUAAAACAAUCAAGGGCCGUCGAUUGGCAACGGCUAAUGAUCAGACGCCUGUUACGUUUCUCGAUGGAAACGAGACUUAUCGAUUGGAUUCAUUGGGAUUUUUGUAUUACGCAAAUGUAUCGGUCGGGACGCCGGCUUUGUCGUUUUUGGUGGCAUUAGACACCGGCAGCGAUCUCUUCUGGUUGCCAUGCGAUUGUUCCAGUUGCGUGCAAGGCUUAAGGACAUCCAAUGGCCGGAAAAUAGACUUUAAUAUCUACAGCCCUAAUACGUCGUCUACAAGCUCCAAGGUUCCCUGUAACAGUGCUAUGUGUGAACAACAAAAAAGAUGUUCUUCAUCUCAAAGUAAUUGUCCUUAUCAAGUUCUCUAUCUGUCCAAUGGCACUUCAUCUACUGGGCUCUUGGUGGAGGAUAUAUUGCAUUUAGCUACGGAUGAUGAUGAAACCAAAGCUGUUGAAGCCAAGAUUACUUUUGGUUGUGGGCAGGUUCUGACUGGAUCAUUCUUAAAUGGUGCAGCUCCUAAUGGUCUUUUUGGGCUUGGUAUGGACAGUAUAUCUGUUCCUAGCAUAUUAGCAAAAGAAAAUCUUGCUUCAAAUUCUUUUUCUAUGUGUUUUGGACAUGAUGGGGUUGGAAGAAUCACUUUUGGAGAUAAUGGCAGCUCAGAUCAAGGAGAAACACCAUUUAAUAUCAGGCAAUCACACCCUACUUACAAUGUCAGCAUCACUCAAAUAAACGUGGGAGGAAAUGCCAGGGAUCUUGAUUUCAAUGCAAUUUUUGACUCCGGUACCUCAUUUACAUAUUUGAAUGACCCAGCUUAUACACUUGUUUCUGAGAGUUUCAACACUUUGGCCAUAGAGAAGCGGUAUACAUCUAAUUCUUCCGACCUUCCCUUUGAAUAUUGUUAUGAGCUAAGUGCAAAACAAACCAGCUUUAAUUACCCUGUAGUGAAUCUGACAAUGAAAGGUGGAGAUCAGUUUUUUGUUAAUGAUCCAAUAGUAGUGAUUCCCAUGCAGGGUGGAGCUGUAUAUUGUUUGGGUGUUGUGAAAAGUGACAAUGUGAAUAUCAUUGGACAAAAUUUCAUGACUGGUUAUCGUAUACUCUUUGAUCGUGAGAAGAUGGUACUGGGCUGGAAAGCAUCUGACUGUUAUGAUAUUGAGGCCUAUAACACUUUACCUGUCAAGCCAGCGACUGCAGUCUCUCCUGCUAUUGCUGUCAACCCUCAAGCCACAGCAGGGAAUGGUAAUAAUUCUGAAAUUUCAGGGGCAUCACCACCCAUGACAAAUCGAUCACCCCAGCUUAAUACUUUGACUUGUGCACUCAUAAUUGCUCUCAUUCCAUUUUUUUCCCUGAUUUAAUCCUAUUCUUUACUUCCAGAGACCCACC
Durio zibethinus is the source of this 1777-nucleotide messenger RNA. Its product is annotated as aspartyl protease family protein 1-like. Gene Ontology annotation, biological process: proteolysis. Gene Ontology annotation, molecular function: aspartic-type endopeptidase activity. The record is from RefSeq and is a predicted model, not a curated record. NCBI's taxonomy places the organism in Eukaryota, Viridiplantae, Streptophyta, Magnoliopsida, Malvales, Malvaceae.